This is a messenger RNA of Beta vulgaris subsp. vulgaris (sugar beet), 1001 nucleotides long. Its product is annotated as 30S ribosomal protein S6 alpha, chloroplastic. The transcript has 2 exons. Gene Ontology annotation, biological process: translation. Gene Ontology annotation, cellular component: ribosome. Gene Ontology annotation, molecular function: small ribosomal subunit rRNA binding; structural constituent of ribosome. Lineage: Eukaryota; Viridiplantae; Streptophyta; Magnoliopsida; Caryophyllales; Amaranthaceae. The record is from RefSeq and is a predicted model, not a curated record. Bases 137 to 760 code for a protein of 207 amino acids.
CUCUCAUGGAUAACCAAAACAACUUACUUUGAGCUUGAAAAAAAAAAGAGAAAUAAAAAACCUCCUUAUCUAUAUCCACUCAAACCAUCCCUCAUAGUCUCUCAGUGAGCAAGAAGCAAAAAAAAACCCAAAAACAAUGGCAACAUUUUCUCUCACAUCAACUCUUCCUUCUUCUUCACCAACUUCUCUACACUCCAUCCACAAAUUCAAACCUACUUCAACCCAAUUUCUUCCUUCUACCAUCACUUUCAAACCCAAGCCCAACCUUUCUCACCACCAGCCCAAUUACGGCCCACAUAUAAAGGCCCUAGCUUUGGACUUUUCGGGCUCAUUCUUUGAAGGUGGGUUUGCGGGUUUAGAUGAAGACCCACCUUCAACUCCACCAUCGGGCUUAGCGGUUGCGGAUGAGAAACCGGAGCCCCAAUGCCCACCGGGUCUCCGACAGUAUGAAACUAUGGCGGUUCUUAGACCUGAUAUGACCGAAGAUGAACGUCUCACUCUUACCCAAAAAUAUGAAGAGUUGCUUAUUGCUGGGGGAGCCAUGUAUGUAGAAGUCUUCAACAGAGGGGUGAUUCCACUUGCCUACAGCAUAAAAAAGAAGAACAAAGCAGGAGAAACCAACACUUACUUGGAUGGCAUCUAUCUCCUCUUCACCUAUUUCACUAAACCUGAAUCCAUUUCAAAUCUGGAGACCAUACUCCAAACCGACGACGAUGUCAUAAGGUCAUCAAGCUUCAAGAUUCGUAAGAGGAAAUACUGAAAGUAGUGUUUGCCAAGCAGUAGUCUCUUCUAGGUUCCUAUUUGAAAAGUUAAUGAGGAGAAGAAUUUUUAGAUUCCAUUUGAAUAUUUGCACAGUUUCUGUAGCAUAUCAUUUUUUGAAGUUCAACUUAUGUUCAAUGUGUAAGUCAUGUUUUAACUAUUUCUCUCUGUCUCAUUACUUACACCCUUGAAAUGACACAACUUUACCUUAAAUCGAAAAUCUUUUUUUCAAGUUGGUAUAA